CUACAUAGCCCAUGGUGCUUUGCGGCGGCUCUACCUUACAAUUUACGACGUUUUUCAGCAAUCUCCGACAUGACGUACCGCGGUUUACAUCUAGUUUACAGCGAUCGAUCUUAAGCGUGGGAGUAUGUUCAACAAAAAUAUUCGGAGAAACUUUCGGCAGAGAAAAAAGAGCUCUAGUGACGAGGAGGACCAGCAGAAUAACGGCGGAGAUGGAGAGGAGAGUGAGAAAGCAGCAAUUGUGGUAAAUAAGCCGUCCAAAUCUGUUCAGGGCCGCGGCAUCUCUUGCAGCUCCAAGCGGGAAACGACGCCUCCCAAACCAGACAGCAGUGACGGAGAGAACGGGGAGCCUGUGGAAGUGACAGAAGAAAGAGAAGGGAGAAGGAAAGACAAAGAUGGGGAGAAGAAGAAAACAAACACCGUCCUCAGUUUCUCUGACGACAAACAAGCUGAGGAAUCGAUGUUUAAAGUCAAGAGGUCCUCUGAUAAAGCUGUGCUGUUCCAGGUUAGAAGGAAGGAAGCUUCACCUACCAAGACCACCCACAGCACAGCCCCAGCUGGUGGUGGUGCCCCGCCCUCUGCUUCUCCCAGGCAAGAUUAUGACAGUCACACUUCACCACAUGUUCUGCACUAUAGCAGCAAUGAAGAGAAUAAUAGUGAUGAUGAUGACAGUGAUGAAGUUUGUGCCAGGUCUUCCUCAGCUAGCUCAGCCUCAGACUCCAGCUGCUCUGCUACUAAACCAGUAAUCAUCCAUAACGCCGAACAGAUUAAGGCAGCCAGGAGGCAGCGGCGUGCCACUCGAGCCCAAAAAGAGUUUAUUUCCCUAGGAAGAGAUGGCUGUGCUGGUAGCACACCGGAUCACUACACCAGACUCACUGAAGAUGACAGAGUUGAUGAUGAUGAUGAUGAUGAACUGGAUGAUCAUGAGAGAAUAAUUGAAUUCGCCCCACGAUUGAAGAGCAUCAGAGAAAGGAUUGCUGAGAAGCUUGAAGGAAGUGAUGGUAGUCUCUCAGGGACUGAUGGGGAAGAGCAGGAACUUUGGGAGGAGACACAAAUUGGCAAGGGAGUCAAGAGACGGCCAGGAGAACAGAGCCCAUCUGGCAGUGAGUCCAGCAGCAGUAGCAGCAGGCGAGAAAGACAAAAACAAAAGAAGAGAUCAACUGUGGUCAGAAUACCAAAGACUCUUCCUUCCAUCAGUGUUUCAUUGGUCAGGAGGAGGAUCACUGGGAAACUGGACUCCCUGAAGGAGGUGCACAGAGCACGGCAGGCAGAGCUAAGGAGGAUGGAGGGCGAUGUUGAGAGUGCUAAAACCUCAGUGGAGACUCUGGAGGAAAGUUCCUCAGAGAGACAGCUAAAGUUUUACCGAGCCAUGGCCGUCUAUGUUCACAACCUGGUGGAGUGUCUACGAGAGAAGGUUGUUGAGAUCAACUCUUUGGAACUGGAGCUUCAUACUCUGCUGUCUGACCAGAUGGAGGCACUGUUGGCUCAAAGACGACAGAAGGUCAAGGAGCAGGCUGAGUGCCUGCAGCAGCUCAGCUAUACCACAGUUGAGCAGAGUGGAAGCUCAGUCGAAGGAACAGAACCUCAAGGUGGAGUAAGCACUGCUGCUGAAGCUGAGGAAGACUCUGAUAUUCCUGAAGACACACAGCCUUCAGCAGAAGAGGAAGAGCAGCUGCAGAAGAAGAAGGCUGAUAUCCUGUUGCAGUCACAGGCAGUGUUUUCUGAUGUCAAGGAAGACUUCUGCAACGUUAAAAAGGUUCUGUCUCAUUUUGAAGAGUGGAGAGGAUCUUACUCUGACUCUUACCACAAUGCCUACAUCUCUCUGUGUCUGCCCAAGCUGUUGAACCCCAUCAUCAGACAUCAGCUGCUGCCAUGGAGCCCACUAAAGGAUGUUAGUGGGGACUUUGAGAACCUCCCAUGGUUCACAGCAUUGGAGACGUUUUGUCAUGGACAUGGCCAUGAGGAGUUGGAGAACACAGACAGACAGACACUGUCUAAUGUAAUAGAGAAGACUGUCCUACCCAAAAUAACGGCCUAUGUGGAGCUGGUCUGGGAUCCCAUGUCGCACCAUCAGGCAGUCUGUCUGUCUGAUGUUUGCCACAGACUGAGGGACGACUAUUCCAUCUUUGAAGGAGAACACAGUAAAUCAGUCAAGGCAUUCAUAGAGGCUGUGGUCAGGAGACUGAGGAGCUGUGUUGAUGAAGAUGUCUUCAUCCCUCUGUACCCCAAAAGGUCUGGUUCUGUCAUAGCAGAGAGUCUGCCGCUCUCUUGGUUCAGGGAUUCUUUGCCUCAGCUCCAGCAUUUCAGAAACCACCUAGUUGAGAAAAUUCAUACCAUCUGCAAACAACAGCCUCCUGAAGAUCCAAAUACUAGGUCUGCUGUGGUUGAGGUGCUUCAGAUUCUGAGUAGGAUCAGGUGCUAUGACUCUAUCAUGUCUAUAACACAGAAAUAUCACUACGAGGAUGUCAUCUAUUCUUACCAGCUGCUGAAUCCAGAGACUGGAUGAGCAACAAAUUUUGUGGAUCACAUAGCAAACAUAGUACACUGUCAUUUUGAAAGCAGUUGUUACAGGCUGACGAUGAACUGGGUGGGAGAGAAUAGUUGUACUGUUGCAGUUGCCUAACUAGAAAGUUAUGUAUUGCUAUGGCACAUAGCUACUGCUAGUCAGAGCAGCCAACUAGCAAUAGUACAGGGUAAAAACACUGUAUACAUACUGUAGAUGUGUAAAGUUUAUGGCAACAGACAACUUGUGUUGUACCGUCAUUUCAGAAAGGAAAUGGUGGAAACGUCUGGGUAACAUAAUUCCCCUUCCCACAGUUUCUGUCAUGACCAUUUUGCCGUCUGUUUUGUACAUGAGAAAACUAUUUUAUUAAUGAAUAAAUAUUGCAAAUUUGUCAAA
Molecule: messenger RNA, 2896 nt
Organism: Monopterus albus (swamp eel)
Lineage: Eukaryota; Metazoa; Chordata; Actinopteri; Synbranchiformes; Synbranchidae
Gene: gcfc2
Product: GC-rich sequence DNA-binding factor 2
Exons: 16
Coding region: 125-2503 (792 amino acids)
Biological process (GO): mRNA splicing, via spliceosome
Cellular component (GO): nucleus
Molecular function (GO): DNA binding
Source: RefSeq, a predicted model, not a curated record